Molecule: messenger RNA, 1887 nt
Organism: Gryllus bimaculatus (two-spotted cricket)
Lineage: Eukaryota; Metazoa; Arthropoda; Insecta; Orthoptera; Gryllidae
Source: the annotation of a GenBank genome assembly
GGUGGGGAAAAGCUCGUCUGUGAGGUGAAGGGAAGUUAAUAAGGCAAAAUAUCCGAAGGACUUUCCAGUGCUGUGACUGUUGAUAGCUGUCGUCUGGUCGGCGCUCCCGAAACACUACGCGGGGUCUGGCAGGAGCUGUCUGUGACCGUAACGCAGUUGACCCAUUACAUCACAUCAUCUAAAGAUGGCACACGAGCACCACCACCAUGAAAGUGAACCACAUGUCUCGCUUCAGACCACAACCGAAGGUCACCAUCAUGACAAUAAUGGUAACGAAUGUGAUUUAAGUGGACAUUCAAUGAUGAUGAUGUUUUUUCAUGGUGGGUACUGUGAAAUUGUUUUAUUCAAUACUUGGAAAGUGACCUCUGUUGGAAGUCUUAUUGGUUCCAUGAUUGGCAUUUUUAUUAUGGCGGCAUUGUAUGAGGGAUUGAAAUAUUACAGGGAAUAUCUGUUUUGGAGAACUUACAAUGCACUACAGUACAGAUCUGUUUCCAUGCCUCCAGAGAAAGGAGUAGUGUCAGAAGAUAAUCGAAUUGUACAGCCUACAAUGUUCAGCUUAAUGCAUGGAUUUCAGACGUUCUUACAUGUGGUUCAGAUUGUACUUAGUUAUUUUCUGAUGUUAAUUUUUAUGACAUACAACAUAUGGCUGUGCUUAGCUGUAGUGGUUGGUGCAGCUACUGGUUACUUCUUGUUUGGCUGGAAGAAAUCGGUAAUUGUGGAUGUUACUGAACAUUGCCAUUGAUAUUGCCUUCAACUAGAAGCAUUUUAGUAUGAACUCAGUUGACAUUCUGUGUUAUCUACUGUAUGCAGACCAAGCCAGGUGAUACGUGGAUAUUCUGCCGUUCAUUGUGAUGGUCUGCAAGUUUUGCACAAAGCAAACUAGUGUUGGUUGUUACAGUUAUCAUCAAUAUGACUGAGAAUUCUCUUGCUUGUGUGAUCAACUAUAUUUUAUUUUGACAAAUGGUAAAAGUUUGACAUGAAAAAGUUAUGGCUUUGCUCUGUUUAUUUAGUUUGACAAUAAGAAAGUAUGUCUGUCUGUUAGUAUUUUGUCAAAAAUUUGCUAUACUUUUAUUCUUUAACAUGCCGCAGAGCAAAAGGAUUUUUAAAAACAGCCUUUUCGAUUACGUUGGUAGUGGCUUAUACUUUUCUGAUUAAAGAAAAUGGGCUCUCAAAGCAAUGAAUUCCCUCUCUGAUUAAGCCUGGCCACAUUUUCAGUAUUUUCAGUUUCCGUUAUUUGUUUCUCAUAUAGUUCAUGCAUUGUGAAAAGGAGCAUGUUCCGAUGACAACUUAAAUGUUUUUGAAACAGGACUUCCAGAAACCUAUUUUAAUCAGCUUUAUUGAAUAGGCUCAAUGGAACGAUUGUGAUUUCAUUAUCACAAAACCAUUUUUAUCAAUGCAUUUGUACAAUGUAUGUUUGAAUUUUGUAUGAUUGUAAAGAUAAGAAUUAAAAUUGAAAGUGUCAAAGUGUUCUAAAAGUUCUCUUUAAAACUCUUUGCAGUAUUUGAAAACACAGGAUCUAAUACAAAUUUUAUAAUGCUUGGUAAAACAAGAUCAUUUUAUAAUGAAACGUAAUGUCAUGCAUGCCUGGUGCAAAAUACUGUGUGUAUACUCUUAAAUAUACUACUUCUUUGAUUGUAAAGAAUUCUUGCUGAAUGCUGUUACUUUGCAUUCCAUUCCUAUACAUCAGCAAGGGUUUCUUUUUAUCUUGUAUAUGAAGUAUCUGAUCCACUCCUUGAGUGAAGUACUCUGCUGUUUGUUUUGUUUGUUUUUUUUUGUUAGACAAUAAAAUAGUUUGGCAAUGGUACUUUGGUAAUUGUAAAUUCCAAAGACAUUUGUUAUUGUGAUAUCCCUAAUCCAUUGAUUCUUACAUUAAAAAAAACACCUAUU